GCGAGAGCGCAGUGGUGAGUUGGCCACGGAGGCAGCGGGCGCGCUCAGCCCCAGCAACGGCCCCUGCGCGCCACCAGCACCGGCACCAACCAGCAGCUGGAGAUGACCGAGGCGCUGCUGCCCACCGGCUGUCCGGCCGCGGACCAGAGGGGCGCCUGCUAUUUCCGCAAGGGAUGCAACCCCCUCGCAGAGACCGGGCGGAGUAAAUUGCAAAAUCGGAGAGCCGUCCUGAACCAGCAGAUUCUGAAAGCAGUAAGGAUGAGAGCUGGCGCGGAAAACCUCCUCCGUGCGACGACCAGCUCCAAAGUGCGAGAACAGGUGCUGCUGGAACUCAGUUACGUCAAUUCAAACCUGCAGAUCCUCAAGGAAGAGUUAGAAGGACUCAACAUCUCCGUCGAGGUGUAUCAGAACACUGAGGAAGCAUUUAGUAUUCCUCUGAUACCACUUGGCCUGAAAGAGACCAAAGACGUGGACUUUGCAGUUCCCCUCAAGGACUUUAUUCAGGAACACUACAGUGAAGAUGGUGCAGAAUAUGAAAAUGAAAUUGCAGAUCUUAUGGAUUUAAGACAAGCCUGCCGGACCCCCAGCAGAGAUGAAUCUGGAGUUGAGAUGCUGAUGAGCUAUUAUGUACAGCUUGGCUUUGUAGAGAAUCGGUUCUUCUCACCUAGCAGAAACCUGGGCAUUUUAUAUACUUGGUAUGACUCUUUCACGGGAGUCCCCGUUUGUCAGAAGAAUUUGUUGCUUGAAAAAGCCAGUAUUUUAUUUAAUAUUGGAGCUCUUUACACACAGAUUGGUACAAGAUGCAAUCGGCAAACUGAAGCUGGGCUUCAAAAGGCAAUCAAUGCUUUUCUGAGGGCAGCAGGAGUUCUAAACUAUCUAAAAGAAACUUUUACUCACACUCCAAGUUAUGACAUGAGCCCUGCCAUGUUGAGUGUGCUGGUCAAGAUGAUGCUUGCUCAAGCUCAGGAGUGCGUCUUUGAACAAAUCUGCCUUCCUAGGAUACGGAAUGAAUUUUUCACGCUUAUAAAAAUGGCCCAGGAAGUUGCGAAGGUUGCAGAGAUGUACAUGCUUGUGGACACAGCUAUGAGUCAAGCACCAGUCAAGGAGAACAUCCCUUACUCUUGGUCAAAACUGGCCCAAGUUAAAUCGGAUCAUUUCAGAGCCCUGGCGCAUUAUUUUGUUGCAACUUUGUUGAGCGACCACCAAUUACAUCAGAAGGAUGAUGAAGAUCAACAGGAAAAGGUUUUUGGCCAGCUGUACGACCACAUGCCUGAAGGGAUGACACCCUUAGCUGUCUUAAGAGAUAGAAGCCAGCGUAAACAACUAGGAAGAGUUCAUUUGCACAGAGCCGUCAUUUAUCACGAAGAAGCCUUAAGAGUUUGCAGCUUAUGCAAAAAGCUCCGGAAUAUAGAGAUCCUCCAGGAGAUUUUAUCUGUUGCACACAAGCAGUCCCUUCUCAAAUAUACCCAGCAGCAGCAGAAAGAUGACUUCUUUAGUUUGGUGCAGGCGCCCGAUAUCCUUUCCAAGACAAAUCACAAAAUAGAACCGAUUGCUCCUCUGUUCUCCAACGUGAAAGUGAGAGACUUCUUUGAAAGGCUGGGUCCACUUACAGUGUUUUCAGCCAAGCAGAGGUGGACACCACCUCGUAUAAUUCAUUUCUGCUGUGAAGAAGACACGUUGGGGUUUACUCUCAAAGGAGGCCCACCAGUACACGUUGACUGCCUUGACCCAGCUUCUCCUGCAGCAGUGGCAGGUUUGAAAGAAGGAGACACAGUGGUCGCUGUUGAAGGCAUGGAUUGCAAAUGGUUGGGAACAAGUGACGUCUUGGAAAAACUCCAGAAUCUGAAAGAGCAAGAGAUUGAGAUCCAAGUGAUCAGCUGUCAAGAAUCUACACCUUCCUUGCAUAACAAAAGUGCCACUUACUCCGCGGGAAUGCAGAAAACGUACUCCCUGAUAUGUCUGGCCAUGGAAGAAGAUAGAACCGACAAAGCCAAGAAGGUGACUUCUAAACCAUCCUUCUUGAGUUGGGGCACCAAAAACAGGCAGAAAGCUGCUAGCACGCUCUGCCUGCCUUCGGUUGUAAGUGGAAGCUCUACAAUUAAGAAGAAACUGGCGUCUCCAUUCACGUUCUUCAGUACGGAUAGCUCAUUGUACUAGGACUUGGAAACCAAGGGCUCUCUCACACAGAAAGGGUCCCUCAGCGGGUGUUGUAAAUUCAACAUGUAGCCUUUAGGAGUCCAGAGCUGAGUAGCCUCGAUUUACAGUAACAACUACCCACUCAAAGCUGGCUCCGAUUGUACAACUCUCAAGGAUCUGAACGUUUUGGAAAUACUUUGUGCAGAAAGCAUCAGGCGCUGACGUGCUCCUGGACUCCUUCUGUACAGGUUUCUGGCUUAGUUAUGAUCUAUCUUGGGAGACCACAGAAUGGUUUUGCAGUGUGUAAUAUUUGCUCUUCUGGUACAAAGACUGAUUUUUUUGUUUAAAAAAUGUGAAUGCAUAACAUAGUAAUGCCCCAUGGCUGACCAUCCCAUCUACCUUGGGAGAAGUAAUGGAAUUGAAUGGUUCUACUAACAGGACCACAAUGGUUCAGAAUCAGAGGUGACUUCCUUGCUAAUUACUUUGAAUCCCAAUAAAUGAGAAACAGGUUGUAGAGCAGUUAGUAAUGUUGUGUGAGUUUGCAAUGUACCCAGCUGGUCAGAACCAAACUCUUAAAUAAAUUAUUGAAGGUCCAGGUGGUGCAAAGGAAACAGGGAAACUGAAUAAAUCUUAUGGGGUGGAGGCAAUGCCACAGUUUAAGGUUUUAAAAUCCUAUUUUCUACCCUGCUUUGAGAUGCUGUAAACAAAAGGAACAAUUUUUAAAAGGUAAAUAACAUUGCUCAGUGCCUGGGACUGGGAACAGGUGGGAGAAGACUUCUGACACUUGUUCUCCUCGGGUCCAGAUUUCGCACAAAAGAAUUGCGGAUACCAGCAUCCAGGCCUAUCACUGAAGCCUUCCAUGGACUCAGGGUUAAAUCUACCACAAGCAACCAGCGUUUGCAUUUUCUGGUGUUCCAGAUGUUCCUGGGAUUGCAGUUCCCAGAAUUUCCCACACUAAAUGAAAGCAUUUCACCUACCACCUGGAGAAGCCAUCCAUCGACAGGGCACCAGAUGCUUCAGAAAGUAAUCUGCCAAGGACAGCCUCAAAACCAACCUUGGCCCUGGUGCCUUUAAGCAUCACAGGAUGGAUCCACCAAAGAACAGCUUCUGUAUUGCAAGAUCUUAUGUAACUCGGUAUCGUUUUCUACAUCUGCUGAGCAUUAGGGUAAAGAUGGAGAUUUCCUAAUCUGUGUGGAGAAAUCUGCUAGUGCAAAUAAGAGAGAAUGGAAAGGGAUCAACCAAUUUGGUUGCAGACCACAUCUCUAGCACCUGCCAGAUUUCACUUUAAAUAAAUAUAUAGGUCAGUGAGGCUACUUUUGAGAAGGAUAUCAAUGGAUGUUUUUCUCUAGCACCAUUCCAUCUGAAGAUGCAUUCUAGAGGGCUGAUAAAGUAACUUAACUACACCUUAAGUGAAACUGAGUUCAGCCUGUGAAGGAACAUGCCCAACUGGAAAAGUAGUUGCAGCUUGGGGUUUUUUUUGUCACUGUUCCUGUUUGUUUAAAAUUGCAGGCUGCUAACACAGUUGUGUGUUAGGCUGAAAUAUUGCCUACAGGGUAGAUCUUAACGAAAGGCUGAAUGUUUAAGGAAGGGAAAUCCAAAUUCCUAUUCAAACUCACUGAAUCCAUUACAGGAAGCUGAGACUGUCCUCCCUUGUAGGAAAUUUUAGAAGAAAUUAGAGUAGAACUGGGGAAGAAAUUUUUAGGAAGGCCAGUAGAUCGAUGCCUUUUUUUUUUUUUUUGGUCUUUUUAAUGUUAAUACAUGGUAGAUGUAAAUAUAUAAAUUUUAAACAAUUAUUUAAGAAUGAGUCCUGAUUUUGACUUCAAUGUGACAAUGAACAACUUUUCAUUGCAAUUAUGUAUAAAUUUUUCUCAACUUAUGGUUCAGAAUGAAGGUUUGUUUUUUAAAGAAUGUGAUACAGUAGUGGCUGCUCUGUACAUUAUUAUUGUGCAAUAUUCAAUCAAUGCUGUGGAAUUAAUCCUAGUGCAUAAUAAAAUAUAGGUUGGAA
This is a messenger RNA of Candoia aspera, 4141 nucleotides long. It is a transcript of the gene RHPN2, whose product is annotated as rhophilin Rho GTPase binding protein 2. Gene Ontology annotation, biological process: signal transduction; negative regulation of stress fiber assembly. The record is from RefSeq and is a predicted model, not a curated record. The transcript is spliced from 15 exons. Gene Ontology annotation, molecular function: protein binding. Lineage: Eukaryota; Metazoa; Chordata; Lepidosauria; Squamata; Candoiidae. Bases 103 to 2157 code for a protein of 684 amino acids.